AUGUUUUCAAGGCUUUCUUUAUUUCGAAGGGCAGCUCUGGCUCCUGCCCCUUUGAGAAUGUCUUUUAGGACUAUUUAUCAAAAUACCGAGGAUGACUUGCCUAAAAGGAUUGUCCCGAAGCUACCCACAUUUUAUUCGGCGAAUCCUAACCAUGAAGAUCGUAUCAAUCGACUAGAAAGACUUUUAAGGAAAUACAUAAAACUUCCAUCUCAGAACAACAAUGAAGUACAACAAACGAAGGCUCCUUGGAUUUCUUUUGAUGAAUACGCCUUAAUAGGUGGUGGUACGAGAUUAAAGCCCACACAAUAUACUCAGCUUUUAUAUAUGCUGAAUAAACUACACAACAUUGAUCCUCAGCUUACCAAUGAUGAAAUCACAUCCGAACUAUCCCAAUAUUAUAAGAAGAGUUCUAUUUUUUCAGAUAAUAUCAAGGUCAAGACUUUAGAUGAGUUUGGGAGAAGUAUGGCCAUUGGAAAGAGGAAGAGUUCCACUUCAAAAGUCUUCGUUGUCAGAGGCACAGGUGAGAUAUUAGUUAAUGGUCGACAAUUUAAUGAUUACUUCCUUAAAAUGAAAGAUAGAGAAUCAAUCAUGUAUCCACUUCAAGUUAUUGAAUCAGUUGGAAAGUAUAACAUCUUUGCGACAACAUCUGGAGGUGGACCUACGGGUCAAGCUGAAUCAAUCAUGCAUGCCAUUGCGAAGGCUUUGGUUGUAUUCAAUCCAUUAUUAAAGUCAAGAUUACAUAAAGCUGGCGUUUUAACAAGAGAUUAUAGGCACGUCGAAAGAAAGAAGCCAGGAAAAAAGAAGGCAAGAAAGAUGCCAACAUGGGUCAAGAGAUAG
Messenger RNA from Saccharomyces paradoxus, 837 nucleotides. RefSeq names its product mitochondrial 37S ribosomal protein uS9m (gene MRPS9). The transcript has a single exon. Lineage: Eukaryota; Fungi; Ascomycota; Saccharomycetes; Saccharomycetales; Saccharomycetaceae. Gene Ontology annotation, molecular function: structural constituent of ribosome; RNA binding. Gene Ontology annotation, biological process: translation. Gene Ontology annotation, cellular component: mitochondrial small ribosomal subunit; ribosome. The record is from RefSeq and is a predicted model, not a curated record. Bases 1 to 837 code for a protein of 278 amino acids.